AUGUUCUUGUUCAAAGGUAAUCAGCAACGUCCGACGUGUUCAAGAUGCCAGGAAGCUGGGAUCGCUUGCAUCUACUCGUCAAAACGUCGUAAGCCUGGUCCUCCGAAAGGAGUUCGUCGAAAACGACGUUCUCCCCAGACAGGGACAGACAUACCCACAGAUCCUACUCAGCUGAUGGAGGAAUUAAACUCGAGCAUCUUUCCUGGCCAUGACGUCAACUCUGCGGCUACGAAUAUUUAUUUUCCGUCAGAGAGCGGAUUUCCCGAUACAGAAACGUUUCUGGGACUAAACUUUUCUAACACGCAUUCGAUGAGGGGAACCCAGCUACUAAAUACAUCUGGCACUGAGAGUGGAUCGCACGAGUUGCCAUUUACUCCGACAGAAGAGUUGGAUUUAUUGAAUAAUUUCUUUGCCUAUUUCCAUCCAUCCGGCUUUCUCUUUCAGAAAAACAAAUUCUUGGCUAAGUAUCAUAAUGGGCUCCUGGACAGGAGUCUAAUAAACACCAUCCUAGUUAUAACUUUACUGACAUUGAGGCCACGCACCACGACUGACCAUAUUAAUCUCGAAGAUCUACUAGACAAAUUGAGGAACUCAUGCUCUUAUGCCAUUGAGACUUCCAGUGGCUUCCUGACUCUCGAUGUCUUUAGGCAAGCCUGUAUGCUUGCCUUUUUCGAUUUCCAUCAAAGACCCGGACUUCAGAGUUGGAUGAAAGUCGGGCAGCUGACGCGGCAUGCAUAUCGACAGGGGCUAAACCAAAUUGAAAAUCCCGACACAUGUGCAAUAUAUCAAUUUCCACACACAAUCGCUGAAGAUAUUGAAGAAUGGCGACGCGCGUGGUGGUUCAUUUAUACUCUGGAUUCAUAUUCGAAUAUCAUGGCUUCAACACCCUUUUUAAUUGAACUGGAUGGUGUCCAUACCGCGCUGAUAGGUCAAGAGUCUGAAAGUACCAGCGAUGAAGGCUUGGAGAAGUCAGAAAGAGCUUUUCUAGCAUCUGAACCAGAUCAAUUAUGGAAGACCAUGCAGACGAUUGUUGCCAAUGGGAAUGAGUUGAACGCCAAUAUCCAUUUAAUUACAACUACGAUCCUGCGAAUGGCUGCUAAACUAUCACUCCUACGCAAGCAAAAUCCAUCAGAAGAUUUAUUCCGCCGAAUAGAGUCUCUCAAGGGCCAUAUAUCAGCUGUGCGGCUGGCAAUGCCGUUACGUUAUAUGAAGCCCACGCGUGAUGUGAUCAUCAACGAAACAAAAGAAAGGCAUCAUGAGCGAUUGGUUUGCAUACUUCAUAUUCAUGCGGCUUUGCUUAUGCUAUCUAUUCCUCCAUAUCCGCAUAAAGAUGAGGAUGCGUGGCUUCUUGCUUGGCGGCAAACCCUCGAGCCAUGUGACGAUAUUGUAUCUGUUCUCAAAGAGUGGGACGUGUUUGCUUCGCUAGUUGUUAUUUGGCUACUUGGUAAAUACGGCUUUGAAAAUGACGUCGAGGUACGAGAGAGAAUGGGCAGAGCGAGUGACAUUCUGACACUAUUCCUGGACCACUUUGAACCAUUGUGCUGUCAGCCUAGAGUCCUCAAGAUGUGGUUUCAAAAGUUUAAGGUUCAAUACCCUGGCUCUUUUGGAUCAAAGCAGAUUUCGCAGAUAUUGCGAUCAAUUAACGUUCCAUUUCAACUGAACGCAUCGCAUCCACUCAUGCAACAAGACCAUCUAGGCGCAGGCUCUACACCACCACCUCUCAACCCUUUUGGAGAACAAAGCUUAACGUCAUUGAACUUGCUCUCACCGAGUUUUGACAUUGACGACCUUCAACUUAUAAUUUAG
This is a messenger RNA of Talaromyces proteolyticus, 1806 nucleotides long. RefSeq lists its product as uncharacterized. Gene Ontology annotation, cellular component: nucleus. Gene Ontology annotation, biological process: DNA-templated transcription. The record is from RefSeq and is a predicted model, not a curated record. Lineage: Eukaryota; Fungi; Ascomycota; Eurotiomycetes; Eurotiales; Trichocomaceae. Gene Ontology annotation, molecular function: DNA binding; zinc ion binding. The transcript has 4 exons. Bases 1 to 1806 code for a protein of 601 amino acids.